AUGGAGGGUGACCCAACCCUCCCCGCCGGCCCUGUGGUCCUCUUCAUGGCCAGGGCUAGCGAUCUCAAUGACCAUCCCUACGCCCGAGGUCUCGGCACCACUCUGACCGAGGUCCAAAUGCACGAAUACCUCCGCUCCACCCUAAUCUUGAUCGCCGCUGAGCACCGCAAGAGAUACGGUGUGCUGGGGUGCCGCCCUUUGAAGAUGCAGACAAUCGUCCAUAAACCCAACGCUAAGAUCUCCCGCGGCUCCAAGAUCUCUCAUUACAUAUGGGCGGUGCUGGAGGAAGCCCGUGCCAACAUGAAGGAAUGCAUCAUCGUACUCAACGGGUGGGAUGGAUGGACCACCGACCCUGCUACCCUGGGUGAUUUGUGCGACUGCUUCACAGAAGUUCCCAUCACCAUUCGUGUUUAUGCUGGGACUCCCCGUCAGUUCUAUGAUGCUAAUGCUCAUACCGUUAACGACUUCCUUGGCCGUGAGGUUCAGGCUGAUGAUCUUGUUGUUCAUAUGGACCGUGACACUGGCCUUUUUAUUCGCAUGUUUAAUGCCCUGGGGGCUUUACAUUAUGAUGUUCCUUACUCUGCUGAGAGGGCUGAAUCUCUUGUUGCGUAUGACUCUCGCCUUGCUAGGCCUUGA
This is a messenger RNA of Penicillium antarcticum, 636 nucleotides long. RefSeq lists its product as uncharacterized. Bases 1 to 636 code for a protein of 211 amino acids. The transcript has a single exon. The record is from RefSeq and is a predicted model, not a curated record. Lineage: Eukaryota; Fungi; Ascomycota; Eurotiomycetes; Eurotiales; Aspergillaceae.